AAAAAUGUCCUUGAACAACAUUAGAACGUCUUUCAAACACACUGGACUAUCUGUUAAUCAAGAGUUCAAGCGAUACUUUCUGAGUGCUUCAAAUGAUCGAAUCAGCAGAGCAUAUGAUCAUUUCGAAACGAAUUCAAUGUCCGAAGGACAAAUGACCACUGAUGCAGAUGCGAGCAUGUCAACAGCUGAUGGAACCCAAUCGAUGGAUUGGAAUGAUAAAAUGUCAAAAAUGCUCAAUUUUCUGGAACAACAAGUUCUUCGGUCUUUGAACAACAUAAGAUUGGCGUUCAACCAUUGUAAUUCCACAUUCAACCCGACGUUCAAGGAAUACUUUUUACACGUUUCCAACGCACGAUUGGUGGAGACGUACAAUCGAUUUGAAAUCCAUUCACAGAACGAAGAUGAAAUGAUGGAUUACAGCGAUGCAAUUGUGUUUGAAGAUCUUUCUUCCAUGGUAAACAAUUCCACCCUCUUCGGAGGUCGAAUGGCAAACAACAAAUCAAGAAAUCAGACUGUGGACGCUUUGAACAAUCGCGCCAGAAUAUACUCAUCAUCGACGGAUAUAUUUGGUGCCGUAGAAUCUGAACGCAAUGCAAGAACACAAGGCAUACGAUACAGCCAAUAAAUCAGAAUUGACACUGAAGAUGUGUUUUCGAAGUAUUUUAUAAAAAUGUCCAUUCUGCCUUAAAUCAGACAAAGAUUUUCCAUUUACAAAUUUCGUUUUAAGUACAAUUUCUUCAAUGUAACCAAUAAUUAAUAAACAU
Contarinia nasturtii (swede midge) is the source of this 764-nucleotide messenger RNA. RefSeq lists its product as uncharacterized. The record is from RefSeq and is a predicted model, not a curated record. The transcript has 4 exons. The coding region runs from base 5 to 625 and encodes 206 amino acids. NCBI's taxonomy places the organism in Eukaryota, Metazoa, Arthropoda, Insecta, Diptera, Cecidomyiidae.